Messenger RNA from Callorhinchus milii (elephant shark), 2290 nucleotides. RefSeq names its product SPT2 chromatin protein domain containing 1 (gene spty2d1). The record is from RefSeq and is a predicted model, not a curated record. NCBI's taxonomy places the organism in Eukaryota, Metazoa, Chordata, Chondrichthyes, Chimaeriformes, Callorhinchidae. Gene Ontology annotation, molecular function: DNA binding; histone binding. Gene Ontology annotation, biological process: nucleosome assembly; regulation of DNA-templated transcription. The coding region runs from base 350 to 2251 and encodes 633 amino acids. Gene Ontology annotation, cellular component: nucleolus. The transcript has 5 exons.
CAGGUCAUGUCUAAAAAUUAUUUUCUCCCUAAUCAAGUAUUACAGGCUUACAGGGGUUGUGUAAACUGGCAGAUUGUUUGCUAUAAAGCCCUAUUUCUGUUGGCUGCAUCUGAGCUAUGCUGGAGAGCUUGUAUCUCGGACAGAGUGCUGUUGGCUGUGAUAGCUGCUGUAUGGCCUGCUUGUCUAUGUGCUCUCCCCGGGGAACUGGUGCGUGUGGUCCGCAGAGAGAGGAGGGCAAGAACUCGACUAGAUGCCCAACAGACGACUGAUUUGAUCCUAGUGUUGGGAAGAUGAUCUUCACUGCGCACCUUAACCUGAGCUUAUAGAAAAAAAGAAAAAGGAUGAGCUGAUGGCAAAACGGGUUGAACUCAAGCAUGACCGUAAAGCCAGAGCGAUGGCAAGCCGCACAAAGGACAAUUUCAGAGGCUACAACGGUAUUCCUGUGGACGAAAAGGGCAAAAGGAUGGGUCCUGAUGAUGAUGAAGGGAAGGGGAAAAGAGUGGAUCCGUGUAAUGAUGAAGAUUAUUAUUAUGAUAAGGUACAGUUGGAGGAAGAGGAGCCAGAGAUGGGGGAGGAAUCUGAAGAGGAAUUUGAGGAGCAGUGGAAUGUGCGACCUAAACAACAUAGAGAGCCAGAACGGUCAGCUAAAGAGUAUAAACCACACAGAGAGUCACACCGACCAGGUAAAGAGCCAAAGAAAUCUUGUCAAGCGGCAGUCGUGUCCAGAGAGGCUGGGAAGCCUAGAGAGGCUGGGAAGCCUAGAGAGGCUGGGAAGCCCAAAGCACCAAAGAAACCGCCCCCUCCGCCCAUGAACUUCUCCGAUCUUCUGAAGCUGGCUGAGAAGAAGCACCUGGAGCCGGUGGAAAUUAAAGUGGUUAAAAAAGUGGAAGAGAAGCUUCGCACUGCAGAGGAGCUGAAAGAACUGGAAUUCUUGGAACGAAAACAGCACAAACAGAACAGCAAGAGGAAACCUGAAAAGGAAGUCACCUCCUCGUACUUGGGCAGCUCCUCCAAGAAAGAGCCAUCGACAAAAGACAUCAAAACCACAACCUCAUCCAAAAGCUCAGCAGAGAAAUUGCCUCCAUUUAAAGGAAGCAGCUCAGCAUCCCCUGCUCAGGUGGUUAACAAGAGGCUGAAAACCUCUUCCUCUAGUGAAAGGUCUUCGUCCUCAGCGCCUUGUAAAACACCUGUGAUUGAGAAGUCCAAACCCUCGGUCACGAGCGGCCACUCAGUCUCUAAAAGCUCCAGUAGCAACAGUGGGAGAAAUGCGGUGAGCAGCAGCUCAGUAAAACAUGGGCUUAGCUCCAACUCACAAAGCAAAGGACUCAAACCACGAUCAAAUGGAAGCCAGCCUGCACCACCCACGAAGGACAGGCAGAAAAAGCCCGGUCUCUCAGCUUCAUCAUCAGGGAAAGGUUCAGGUGCCUCUGUUCAACAGGAUGUUUCUGGUACUGCAGGCAUGUCGCACUCCAAAAGCGUGCGCGCUCCAGAUCCAGAUCGAUCUCGAGGUACAAAUGGCUCAGGCCAGCCCCGACCAGGCAGCUCUCAAGCCAGUGGCUCAGGGGCCCCUCGUGUGAGUAGUGGAGGGAGCUCAGGCCCUGGGCGACUAAAGGUUAUGAGCAAUUCUGUCGCUCCACGGCCCAGUCCUGCCCGUGACUCUAGCCCUGCCCGAUACAAGAGCAUGGGCAGCUCGGGAUCAGUGCGACCCAGGAACUCUUUAGGAGCUGUGCCUGGCAGCACCCAACAGACAGGACCUGAACGGUCUGGGAGCGUGAAAGUGCCUGGGCCUGGAAAUGCAAUUGGAGCACCCAAACCCAAGUGCACUGUAGUUUCGGAAACCAUAUCUUCAAAAAGCUUCGUCCCACGGCCCAGCAGUGGACAGAUGAGACCACCGGGAGCUCGGCCAAUGAUCCGACCGCAAGCUCCUCCAAGGCCACCUUUACCUACUGGCUACAAGCGAAGGCUGGAGGAUGAGGAAUACGAUUCUGAAAUGGAGGACUUCAUUGACGAUGGAGGAGAAUCCCAAGAUGAAAUCUCAAAGCACAUCCGUGAAAUCUUUGGAUACGACAAGAACAAGUACAAGGAUGAAAGUGACUAUGCACUGCGGUACAUGGAGAGCAGCUGGAAAGAACAGCAGAAGGAGGAGGCCAAGAGCUUGCGGAUGGGGAUCAUGGAAGAUGAAGAAGAGUUGAGAAAGGAGGAGGAAGAGCUGAAAAGGAAAGUGAUGAGAGCCAAGAGGAAGCGACUUUAGUUUGUCUUAAAGACAUGACAUUAUUUAUUGUUUAUAAUU